Molecule: messenger RNA, 3996 nt
Organism: Fulmarus glacialis (Northern fulmar)
Lineage: Eukaryota; Metazoa; Chordata; Aves; Procellariiformes; Procellariidae
Gene: DIP2B
Product: DIP2 disco-interacting protein 2 homolog B (Drosophila)
Exons: 33
Source: RefSeq, a predicted model, not a curated record
ACACAAAAGGGGUAUGAGAAGAAGAGAGCAAAGCUUCUGGCUCCGUAUGUUCCACAAACCCAAGGGGUUGAUCCAGCGUUACAGAAGGAAUCCAGAACUCAGAUGCCCGUUCCAUCUGCAACUCCAGCCUCAGCAUCGUCAUCAUCAUCCUCAUCCAAAUUUCACCGAGCUCGCUCAGGGGGAGCCAGAGAUGAACGCUAUCGAUCUGAUAUCCACACAGAAGCAGUUCAAGCAGCACUGGCAAAACACAAAGAACAGAAGAUGGCCUUGCCCAUGCCAACGAAAAGACGGUCUACAUUUGUCCAGUCUCCAGCUGAUGCCUGCACUCCCCCAGACACGUCUUCCGCAUCCGAGGAUGAGGGGUCGCUAAGGCGCCAAGCUGCUCUUUCUGCUGCAUUGCAUCAGAGCUUACAGAAUGCUGAGUCUUGGAUCAACCGAUCUAUUCAGGGGUCAUCCACAUCUUCAUCAGCAUCUUCUACACUUUCCCAUGGAGAAGGCAAAGGGACCAGUGGGUCACUAGCUGAUGUAUUUGCCAAUACUCGAAUAGAAAAUUUCUCAGUUCCCCCAGAUGUCACAGCAACUACCUCCUCUUCCUCAGCACGCCCAGCAGUGAUUGACCUUCCUCCUUCAGGGAUUGUGAAAGGCAUGCACAAGGGAUCUAAUCGGUCUAGUCUCAUGGAUACUGCUGAUGGUGUUCCUGUGAGUAGUAGAGUCUCCACGAAAAUUCAGCAGUUGCUUAACACCUUGAAAAGACCUAAAAGACCACCCCUGAAAGAAUUUUUUGUGGAUGAUUUUGAAGAAAUUGUGGAAGUUCCACAGCCUGACCCAAAUCAGCCCAAGCCAGAAGGACGCCAGAUGACACCUGUGAAGGGAGAACCCCUGGGAGUUGUUUGUAACUGGCCUCCUGCCUUAGAAGCAGCACUGCAGCGCUGGGGAACCACACAAGCUAAAUGCCCCUGUCUGACAGCACUGGAUGUUACAGGAAAACCGGUUUAUACCCUCACGUAUGGCAAAUUGUGGAGCAGAAGUCUCAAGCUGGCCUACACACUGCUUAAUAAACUGGGGACCAAAAAUGAACCCGUGUUAAAACCUGGAGAUAGGGUAGCCCUUGUUUAUCCCAACAAUGACCCAGUCAUGUUCAUGGUGGCAUUUUACGGCUGUCUCCUAGCAGAAGUCAUACCAGUGCCUAUAGAGGUACCUCUUACCAGAAAGGAUGCUGGUGGUCAGCAGAUUGGUUUUCUGCUGGGAAGCUGUGGUAUUGCUUUGGCCCUCACCACUGAAGUUUGUCUGAAAGGGCUUCCAAAAACCCAAAAUGGAGAAAUUGUGCAGUUUAAAGGUUGGCCCAGGCUCAAAUGGGUUGUGACAGAUUCAAAAUAUCUCUCCAAAUCUCCUAAGGACUGGCAGCCCAACAUCUCAGCUGCAGGAACUGAGCCAGCAUAUAUUGAGUACAAGACGAGCAAAGAGGGCAGUGUUAUGGGUGUUACAGUGUCUCGGAUUGCCAUGCUGUCUCACUGUCAAGCCUUGUCUCAGGCCUGCAACUAUUCUGAAGGUGAAACGAUAGUGAAUGUUUUGGAUUUUAAGAAGGAUGCAGGGUUGUGGCAUGGCAUUCUAACGAAUGUAAUGAACAAACUGCAUACUAUCAGCGUGCCCUAUUCUGUGAUGAAAACCUGUCCACUCUCAUGGGUGCAGAGAGUUCAUGCCCACAAAGCAAAAGUUGCUUUAGUCAAGUGUCGAGACUUGCAUUGGGCCAUGAUGGCCCAUCGAGACCAAAGAGAUGUCAGUUUGAGUUCUCUACGCAUGCUGAUUGUAACUGAUGGUGCAAAUCCUUGGUCUGUUUCCUCAUGUGAUGCCUUCCUGAGCUUGUUUCAGAGCCACGGGCUUAAACCAGAGGCAAUUUGUCCAUGUGCCACAUCUCCAGAAGCGAUGACUAUUGCAAUACGGAGGCCUGGGGUCCCCGGGGCACCUUUGCCUGGAAGAGCCAUCCUGUCCAUGAAUGGGUUGAGUUUUGGUGUGAUUCGUGUCAACACUGAAGAUAAAAACUCUGCUCUCACUGUCCAGGAUGUUGGCCACGUGAUGCCAGGAGGAAUGAUGUGUAUAGUGAAACCUGAUGGACCACCUCAGCUCUGUAAAACAGAUGAGAUUGGUGAGAUCUGUGUCAGCUCCAGAGCAGGAGGAAUGAUGUAUUAUGGGCUGACAGGGGUGACAAAGAAUACAUUUGAGGUUAUCCCUGUGAACUCAGCUGGCUCUCCAGUGGGUGAUGUGCCAUUUGUCCGUUCUGGCUUGCUGGGGUUUGUUGGACCUGGCAGUUUGGUAUUUGUGGUUGGAAAAAUGGAUGGAUUGCUGACAGUUAGCGGACGUAGACAUAAUGCCGAUGACAUUGUAGCAACUGGAUUGGCAGUAGAGUCAAUAAAAACAGUUUACAGAGGAAGGAUUGCUGUGUUCUCAGUAUCUGUCUUCUAUGAUGAGAGGAUUGUGGUGGUUGCAGAGCAGAGGCCAGAUGCAUCUGAAGAGGACAGUUUUCAGUGGAUGAGUCGAGUGCUGCAGGCAAUUGACAGCAUUCACCAAGUGGGUGUAUAUUGCCUUGCUCUUGUGCCAGCCAAUACAUUGCCAAAAACUCCGUUGGGAGGGAUCCAUAUCUCUCAAACUAAACAGCACUUUCUGGAGGGCUCUCUGCAUCCCUGCAACAUCCUCAUGUGCCCACACACGUGUGUGACGAACUUGCCAAAACCCAGGCAGAAACAACCAGGCGUUGGCCCUGCCUCUGUGAUGGUGGGGAACCUGGUUGCUGGGAAGCGUAUUGCUCAAGCCUCUGGAAGAGAUCUUGGUCAAAUAGAAGACAAUGAUUUAGUUAAAAAGCACCAGUUCCUGACAGAGGUGUUACAGUGGAGAGCUCAAGCAACUCCUGAUCACCCACUCUUCCUUUUAUUAAAUGCCAAGGGAACUACUGUGUGCACAGCCACCUGCCUUCAGUUGCACAAAAAAGCGGAGAGAAUUGCAUCAGUUCUGUGUGACAAAGGACAUCUCAAUGCAGGAGACAAUGUGGUGCUUCUUUAUCCUCCUGGCAUUGAGCUAAUCACCGCGUUCUAUGGCUGUUUGUAUGCUGGCUGCAUCCCUGUGACCGUGAGACCACCUCAUGCUCAGAGCCUCACUGCUACUCUGCCCACUGUGCGAAUGAUCGUGGAAGUCAGCAAAGCUGCCUGUAUUCUCACAACCCAGACCUUAAUGAGACUACUGAAAUCCAGAGAGGCAGCUGCUGCUGUAGAUGUGAAAACCUGGCCAACCAUCAUUGACACAGAUGACUUGCCCAGGAAGCGGCUGUCUCAGAUCUAUAAGCCACCUACGCCUGAAAUGUUAGCAUAUCUAGAUUUUAGUGUUUCCACAACAGGCAUGCUUACAGGAGUAAAGAUGUCCCACGCAGCAGUGAGUGGUCUUUGCAGGGCAAUCAAGCUUCAAUGUGAACUCUACUCCUCUCGGCAGAUUGCAAUUUGUCUUGACCCCUAUUGUGGACUAGGUUUUGUGCUCUGGUGCCUUUGCAGUGUGUAUUCUGGACACCAGUCAAUUUUAAUUCCUCCUAUGGAGCUGGAAUCCAAUCUUUUUCUCUGGUUAUCUACUGUCAGCCAGUAUAAAAUAAGGGACACUUUCUGUUCCUAUUCAGUCAUGGAACUGUGCACAAAGGGACUUGGAAACCAAGUUGAAAUGUUAAAGGCACGAGGAAUUAAUCUGUCCUGUGUCCGGACUUGUGUGGUAGUUGCAGAGGAACGGCCGCGAGUUUCUCUCACUCAUUCCUUCUCCAAACUCUUCAAAGACAUUGGCCUGUCGUCUCGUGCUGUAAGCACCACCUUCGGAUCAAGAGUCAACGUUGCUAUCUGUUUACAGGGAACAUCUGGGCCUGAUCCCACCACAGUGUAUGUAGAUCUGAAAUCCUUGAGACAUGACAGAGUACGUUUGGUGGAAAGAGGAGCUCCACAAAGCCUGCUACUUUCAGAAUCUGGGAAG